Molecule: messenger RNA, 2839 nt
Organism: Eremomyces bilateralis CBS 781.70
Lineage: Eukaryota; Fungi; Ascomycota; Dothideomycetes; Eremomycetales; Eremomycetaceae
Exons: 3
Coding region: 81-2780 (899 amino acids)
Source: RefSeq, a predicted model, not a curated record
AAGUCACCUUCCUUUGUCUCAGUCCCUCCAGCUUUCAAGAUGUUCAUGCAUUGCUGUUAAGAUUAUGCAAGGAGAGUGGAAUGGCGCCUGGAAUGUUUGAAAGCGUUGUUGCCGCUCGACAAUAUGCUCAAUCAAUCGGAAUCACCAAGGACUUUGCUCAUGAGAGAAUCUCUGAGGCUCGAUAUCUCCCGUCUCCCUCGGAACGCGAACUUCAAAUGCCAAUUAAUGGGCCCACAUUCGACGAGCUAUGCAGCAAUGGUACCCUCAAGGAACGCAUAUCCUGGGACAAAGACUCCCUUGCAAUGUUCAGAGACUCGAUUCAUCAACCAGAUCAACCCAGCGAAAUGAUCCUUUCGCGACCUCAGCACAGCAUCUUUCAGCAAUUGAUGUUUGAGUUGCCCUUACUAACAACCGACAAUGACCAUGAUAUGCUAUGUUUUUCCAGAAAAACGGAUCCGGCCUUCUCGGAACUCGAUUACCCACGGCGACCGAAGGAUGACUGCCAGGAUAUGCCUGAAGACAUCGAUCCGGAGUCCAAGGCGAAGCAGACGGUUUCGAAGAUUAUGAAUGAGAAGUUGGUGGUCGACAAAACUGAUUUUCUUGCAUUGAGAACAUAUGUCAGCAAGGAGCCCUGGAGGCCAAAUGAGGAACCUUUCGAUGUCCAGCGAUCAACCAUGGGAUUGAAAAGCCCUCUAACUCCGCCACUCUUGCCGCUCAGUCGAUCCCCUUCGCCAUAUGUACCGUCAUCUCCUGCACGCGAUGUCCCCAUUCCGUCUGAGCAUAGCACCAAUUCUGCGGCAGAAGAUGCGCGAAUGAUUGAGGAGCAGAUUCUGCUGAACGACACGAUCCUUCCAAUGACGCCUGAGAAUCAAUUUCUCAAGUUCAAAGCCUCGAAGGCAAAUGAUGGACCUGAAGAGCUGGACUGUGAUCCAUCAUCUUUCGGGCUCUUAAGCUCUCCGGCUGCGAAAAGAACGAGAAACGACUUAUUGAUGGAAGUACCUCUGACUCCUGGAUUCUCCUCAGAACGAUCACCAAAGAGACUCAAACAGAUCACUCUUGCAGACGUCGUUCCUAACCCAGAUUUGAAGUUGCCGUCAGCAGCGAUAAGUCCUAUGGUCGCUUCUGACGAAUCACCAUUUGAAGCAAUUCUGAACGAGCAAUUUCAAUCCAUAGCCGACGAUGCGAAAAGGAUGACUGAAAAUGAGCGGCUUAUCGAAGCCGAUUCGACGAAUAGGAUGUCCGUUCCCAUAGUUCACGAUGGGAAGCACUGUGCCCCUUGGGAGGAGUACGGCCUGCGCAGUUGCAGAACAGGCGAAGCUUCCGAGCUUGCUGCACAAUCGAAGCUGCUCAAAAGCAUCCAAAAACAAGCUCCUGAGGUGUUGAAUCCUUGGCACGGUGCACAUCUCACGGAGACAAGGCUGAAAUGGAUACCAUUUCUAGGCAGAGCCUCAAAAGUGACAAUCGACGAGGGAAUCACUAGCAAAGUGAAUAUUGAGAACUACUUGCGACAGCUAACGCUUGGUUCUGCCUGUACGAGCGAAGAGUGUACCUGGAAACCAGAAGUGCCAAGUUUGCUUGCAAUGAGCUGGGGAGAUGAAAACGUCUUGGAUCGUUGCCAAUGGGCUGCAGAAGAUGACAUCAAUUGUCUGACAUCGCAACGUAAAGUGGAACUUGAUGGACGCCAUCAGGACCAUGACAGCAGGAAAGGUAUCGACAAUGUCGGAAAGUCUGCUACGGGAACGGAUCGUCGGAACUCCGGGAUUCGAAAUUCUCAAAAGAACAUGAAAACUACGAUACACUCGAUGUCUACGAGAAACUCCGCCAAUAAUUAUUUCCAGUCACUUGGGGUCUCCAUCCCGAUCUCUGCAGCUGAAGUAGAAGCUCAAAGUUCGCCGAAAACGCGUGGUGGCGAUGCGUGGCCACUGGGUUUUCAAGAGGAUGAAAACAGAGCGUUUCAUGGGGAUAGCGAGCUGGGUUAUCAGUCACUGCACGAUCCCCCUACUCCUUCGGAGCCUCGCGCUGUCAUCGUUUCAUCAAUCCUCUUGUCAAAGCGAGGCCUAGUUCGUUCGAUCCGAACCCUUUAUCCGUCUCUGGUCAUGGUCCAGCGCGAUUGGUCCUCACACUUGACCUUGCUUGACCGCGACCUUCUCUCCUCAUCGUCACCAGUUCGGCUCUCCGACGAAGCCGACAUAAUCUAUGGUGCAAAUAGAGCCGUGAUUCUAUCCACUGUGCUUGAGAUCAGUCAACGAGCGUUGCCCGGCGCCGAGCUUACUAGCCGGGAAUCUGGCAUCCAUGGUCGGAUCUCAAGAGUAGCUACCCGAUAUGCCGAAGGUGAGCUUGUGGUUCUAGUGCAUGAGACGAUCCACACUCGGUCGACCAACGAGCCCCAGGAGCUGGUUCGGUUGCGGAAAUGGGCAGUGCAAGAGCAGAGAGGCAUUGGUACUCGGAUUUCCAUUGCCUGGAUCUGCGGAAGCAAUGAUGACGAUACCGCCAGAGCGAUAAUAGGCGAGGUAAUCAAGACUAAUGAUGAUUGUCGAAACAUACCUAUCCGGAAAUUGGAAGAAGAAUCAGAGGGAGAACUCGUCCUUCGUCGUGCCGGAAUCAACGCCCUUGCCGCUCUCUCCAUCCUGAACAUCCUACAAGAACGCGAUACGACAUGCGCGUCGGACGACAUUGCUCUCGACACACUAGCACGAAUGGGCCAUCACGAACGCCUACGUGUCUUCGGUCACCUCGUCGGCGCCCAGGCACUAGACAAACUGAGACUAUAUUUCGGAUAAAAAGCAGACGUAGGACCACCCAUAUUCUAAACGCACAGGAAAAUGACCGACCUUUCCAA